Messenger RNA from Didymodactylos carnosus, 673 nucleotides. NCBI's taxonomy places the organism in Eukaryota, Metazoa, Rotifera, Eurotatoria, Philodinida, Philodinidae. The record is from the annotation of a GenBank genome assembly.
AUCCUGUAUUACUUUUCAUUUUGAUUGAAACUUAGGGAAGUUGACAAAUAAUUUUCAACCUUCAACGUCACUCGGAUCACUCAGUGCUAAAUACGAAAGUGGAAAGCGAGGACCAGGAACAAUCAAUUCUUACAAAAAAAUAGGAACAGGUGAUCCUGGUGGUGCUAGUUAUGGAACGUAUCAGAUUGCUACGAACACGGGUACAAUGAACAAUUUUAUGAAGUGGAUGGAUGACAAUCAGCCACACAUGGCAUCGAGAUUUGAUGGACUAACUCCUGGAACUGGCAAGUUUGAUGAGGAAUGGAAAACUUUGGCAAAACAGCAGCAUGCAUUUAUCAAACAAACACAUUAUGACAAAACCUUGUCUCGCCUACCUGCGGCAUAUAGACAUCAAUUGAAUUUGGAUGAACGAUCGCCUGUGAUUAAAGAUGUUAUAUGGAGCACGUCGGUUCAGCAUGGUGCAGAUGGCGGUGCGUUAAUCAUCCAGCGGGCAUUGGCAGGUCAAAAUAACAAAAACUUGAGUGAUGAAGAACUAAUUAAUCGUAUAUACAAUGAACGGGGUGCCAACAACGGACAAAAGUACUUUCGCCGCAGUAGUGAAAAUGUUAGGAAUGGUGUGCUCAAUAGAUUUAAAAACGAAAAGCAUGAUGCGCUUCAACGACUUAGAGGAUAG